CCUCCCAGUUUAAACAUCAGUAAAUCAGACAGAGAGGACGCAGAUAACCACAACAGUAGACUGUUUUUCUCUGGCCAGUAGCUUUGGAUCAAUUAAAAUGGGACUUACUUUGAUAGAAGUUUGGAUAUCUGUUAUAGCACUAGUUUCCUCAUCUGUGGGCUCUAACAUCUGCACUUCUAGAGGAGUCACUACAUGUAAAGAAUGUCUGUCUAUCCAUCCUACCUGCGCCUGGUGUUCUCAGGAGGCCUUCGCAAAGGGAGCGUCAGCUUUGUCCCGAUGUGAUCUAAAGGCCAAUCUCAUUCAGUCCGGAUGUGGCGUGAAGUUUAUCGAGUUUCCAGUCAGUAGCAUGAAGAUUCUACAGGACAUCCCCUUAAGUGACAGAGCUGGGGGCUUAGCGAGCGACAUCGUUCAGAUGCAACCACAAAAAAUACACCUGACCCUCAGGCCAGAUGAUUCACAGCAAUUCACUGUCACCGUGAAGCAAGUAGCAGAUUACCCUGUUGACCUCUACUACUUGAUGGAUAUGACCAACACCAUGAAAGAUGACCUACAGAAGCUUUAUGCUCUGGGCAGUGAUCUGGCCCGUGGUUUACGCAGUGUCACCGGUGAUCUACGCAUGGGAUUCGGAGCUUUUGUAGACAAACCUCUCUCACCUUACAUGUAUAUGUACCCCGAACAAGUCAUCAGCAACCCUUGCUAUAAAAUGGGUCAAACCUGCCCCCCGCAAUUUGGCUAUCGUAAUGUACUCGCUCUGACGGAGCAGGUGGAACGAUUUACGGAAGAAGUGAAGAAACAGAAAGUAUCCAGAAAUAGAGAUGCUCCCGAAGGAGGAUUUGAUGCCAUACUGCAAGCAGUAGUGUGCAAGAAGGACAUUGGAUGGAGGCCAGAUGCAUCUCAUUUGUUGGUCUUUACUAGUGAUGAUAGGAGUCACUUGGCUCUGGAUGCCAGACUUGCCGGAAUUGUCCAGCCUCAUGAUGGGAAAUGCUAUAUCAACAGCAAAAAUGAAUAUGACAAGUCCACUAUACUGGACUACCCUUCACUUGGUCUUAUCACAGACAAGAUAUCUGAGAAUAAUAUCAACCUCAUCUUUGCUGUUACCAGUGAAAUGGUGUCACUGUAUCGUAAUUACAGUGAGCUGAUUCCAGGCUCUGCAGUGGGAUUACUAUCAGGAGACUCUGGAAAUGUUAUUCAACUUAUUCUGGAUGCUUAUGCAAAGAUCAGAUCCAAGGUUGAGCUGGAGCUGUUGGAUGUUCCGGAUGAGUUAUCGCUGUUCAUCAAUGCAACCUGUCUGAAUGGAGAGGUCAUUGCAGGUGUCCGAUCCUGUGCCGGACUCAAAAUUGGGGAUAAGGUCUCAUUUAGCAUUGAAGCAAAACUUCAUGGUUGUCCCAAAGAGAAGAGACAAAAUUUCACCAUAAAAACAAUGGGAUUCAAAGACUCUCUUGAGGUCACUGUUGAGUUUGAGUGUGACUGCCAAUGUCAGCAGUUUUCCGAACCGGCGAGCCCCUCUUGUCACCACGGCAACGGAACUCUGGAGUGCGGCAUUUGUCUGUGCGAUCCGGGUCGACUGGGCUCUCAGUGCGAGUGUUCCGACUGGGAAUAUAAACCCAGUCAACAAGACAAGUGUAGCCCCAACCCGGAGACAGCGGCCUGUAGUGGACGAGGAGACUGUGUGUGCGGCCAGUGUGCCUGUCGCGCGAAUGAUUUCGGGAAGGUUUGGGGCCCGUACUGUGAAUGUGAUGACUUCAGCUGUCUUCGUUCUAAAGGACACCUGUGUUCAGGCAAUGGCGACUGCAACUGUGGGUCCUGUCAGUGUCACUCAGGUUGGUCUGGUGAGAUCUGUGACUGUUCGACCCGCACCGACACCUGUAUGGGGAGUGGAGGAUUGUUGUGUAGUGGGCGGGGCCACUGUGUGUGUGGUGUCUGUGAGUGCACUCAGCCAGGAGCUUAUGGGUUCACCUGUGAAAAAUGUCCCACCUGCCCAGAUGCCUGUACCAUCAAAAAAGAGUGUGUGGAGUGUAAGCACUACAAGAGAGGAGAUCUGUUUGAGAAGAACUGCAAUAACAUCUGCAGAGAUGAGAUUGUGCCGGUGGAUGAGCUGGACUUUCAUGAGAAGAACGCAGUGAACUGCAGCUACAAAGAUGAGGACGCCUGUGUGCAAAACUUCCAGUAUUAUGAAGAUGCCAGUGGAAAGUCCUUCUUGUAUCUUGUAAAAGAACCAGAGUGUCCUAAGGGUCCUGAUGUCUUGGUGGUUGUUCUUGCUGUUACUGGUGCAAUCCUGUUGCUUGGACUGCUAGCACUCUUGUUGUGGAAGCUCCUGGUCACCGUUCAUGACCGCCAUGAGUUUGCUAAGUUUGAGGAGGAGAAAGCCAAGGCCAAGUGGGAAGCAGCUAAUAAUCCACUCUACAAAGGAGCCACCACCACUUUCCAAAAUGUAACAUAUCAUGGCAAUAAAGAAUAACAUCACUAAGAGAAGUUCUCAUCCACCAAUCACAUCGGAGGGUUUCUCCAAGACUUGUGGCUGUCUUUAAAUGUUGAUUUAUGAGAUUAAAAUAUGGUACUAAAUUGUUUAAAAAUAAUAAUUUAGUGGUGCAAAGUAAGUUGCAAAUUUACUACAUCUUCAGACAUUUCACAGAUAUUCAUCUCUUAUUGAUAUUCAUCUCUUCUUACCGCUUUUCUGUCAGCUCAAGCUGAACUUUAUAAUACAUUACGAGGACAUGACAAAAUGAAAUACAGAUUUAAUGCUAAAGUUUUGCUUAGAGAAGAAUUGUACACUGUUCUGUCCUUACCACACAUUUCUGCACUAAAUACUUUUUGUAUUGCACUGUUAGUAUGCAUUUAACGUCUUAUUAUAAGAUUUUUCCUACUUGCAUCAUAAAGGUGUUGUGGAUGAUGUUUAAAGGUGCCUUAUUAUCCAUUACUCCACCCUGCAGACUUGCACAAGUCUACAAUUGCAAUACAUUUCAAACAAGUUUGAGAAAAACAGACAGGGCGUGGAGAACAUUUUUGAUGAACGUAUAGUGUGUGCCCAGAGCAUUCGAUUAAUAUCAUUAUAUCUCAUGUUUGACCGAGGUGGCAUUUAGCGGCUUUUGCAUCUGAGCUCCUCAUUUCCACAAUGUUAAAUUUAAUACUUUAAGCUCAGAAAUAUUGCUAGCUAAAAAACUGAGAAUAUAAGGAAUGAAAAUGCUUAGGAAUAUACAGUAGUAACAAAAGCAAUCAACAAGAUUUAUGGAGAUCAGUGACUGGUGUAACAGUGCAUGAGUCUGUAGCACACACACUUUAUAUGUGCUCAAAUCUGGCUUGCACAGGGAAGUGGUGCGAAAAGCAUUUUAAAAAUAAAACAAAUGACAUCUUGUGAAACUCAAACCCAAAGCUCCUAAUUAUAGGGAGAUUGUUUUUACUAAUCCUGUACACAGAGCUGUUUGUGCUGCAGUAGUUUCAUCAUAACCAUAUAUGUCAUAACAUGCUUGAGAACUUAUGACUGUAGUUAAACGUUUAUAUGUUGGUUUAUUGAAUUGUUUUAUGCAGAAAUAUCCAAUUGAUGAUUUUACACUUCACAAUAAAAACAUUAUGGAAUAAAA
Messenger RNA from Misgurnus anguillicaudatus (oriental weatherfish), 3578 nucleotides. The record is from RefSeq and is a predicted model, not a curated record. Lineage: Eukaryota; Metazoa; Chordata; Actinopteri; Cypriniformes; Cobitidae.